Molecule: messenger RNA, 465 nt
Organism: Linnemannia hyalina
Lineage: Eukaryota; Fungi; Mortierellomycota; Mortierellomycetes; Mortierellales; Mortierellaceae
Source: the annotation of a GenBank genome assembly
AUGGCAGCGAAUACGGCAAAGAAGAACGAGGACGUUGGCAAUAAGGUUGUUGGUGCGUUAGAUGCACUUACCUUGACGUCGGGACGAGAUGAGGGAGCAGGCAUGGACGUUGAUGUUGACAUGCAGGAGACUGUUGGCUCUGACUUUAUGGAUGCCCAUGCAGCCAGAGGAAAGAUGAAGGAGUAUUCGAUGCAACUGGCGACGUUGACGAGACAGAAGAUGCAGUUAGCCGCGCGCAUCCAAGGGUUGAGCCAAGAGGAGGGCGACCAGGAGCGACCAAAGUUGGCGGAACUAACACGUCAGAUCGCUGAGGCCAAGACCGCGAUGAACGAGUGGAAUGUCAUGCUGGAUGACCUAGAGAGUGCUGAGAGGUCCAUGGGGAGGACGGCAUUCUCUAGUGUUGUGACCAGAGAGGAGAAUGAGGAGUUGGGGGUUAAGAAGGGUGGAAAGAUUGACGAGAUCUGA